AUGGCCACGGACGCAGAGAAGCUGGGCAAGACCGUGGUGGUGGACUAUGGCAGCGACACCAUCAAGGCCGGCCGCGCGCGCGACGUGCCCAGCGAGAACGCCCUCUCAUGCAUCACCCCCAGCUUAGUGGAGCUCCGCUCCCCGGCACACCCAGACGCGGCCACCGCGCCGGGCGGCGCGCCGUGGCCGCGCGGCGAGGCGGUGCGGCGGGGCCGCAUCGUGGACGUGCAGCGGUUCGAGUCGCUGCUGCACCACGUGCUGUUUGAGCGCAUGCGCUGGCGGUAUGGCAGGGAGGACUGCCUCGUCAUCGUGGAGCCCGUGCUGACGUCGCGCUCCGAGCGCGAGGCGGUCGUGCAGAUGGCCUUCGAGUCAUUCAACGUGAGGGGGCUGUUUGUGUGCGAUGCGGCGGCGUGCGCGCUGUACGCGUGCAACAAGCAGGUCGGGCUCACAGUGGACAUCGGCCACGGCAAGGCCGUCGUCGCGGCGGUCGCGGAGGGCGCCACGCACGUGGCAGGCGCCGCGCAGCUGCCGUGGGCCGGCGAGGAGCUGACCGCCUACACCGCGCAGCUGCUCGCGCGCGGCGGCGGCGCCCGCGGUGCUGCGACGGCAAACCUGCCGCCGGAGCAGCUGCGGGCGCUCAAGGAGCAGAUCGCCUGCGCCGCAGCGACCGCUGAGGACUUUGCGGCGAUCACGUCAGGCGACCCCGUGCGCGCCGCCGGCGGCGAGGCGGCGUCGGCGCACGGGGCGGCGGACAAGCAGCAGCAGGCCAACAUCGCUCAGCACGAGGAGGCGUGGCGGCGCGCGCGGCGCAGCUUCACGCUGCCCGACGGCCAGACCAUCACCCUGGCUGGCGACGAGGGCUACCGGCUGGGUGAGGCGCUCGUGCGGCCGACGUCCGCGGGCCUGGCGGCGCCGACCCUCGCGGACGCCUGCUGCGACGUGGUCGCCGCGCUCAUGGAGGCGCCCAGCCGGCGCGCGGUGUGGGAGAGCGUGCUGGUGACGGGCGGCACGGGGGCGAUCCCGGGGCUGCGGGAGCGGCUGAUGGCUGAGCUGCCGCUGGUGGGGCCGCCUAGCGCGGGCUUCGCGCUGAUGCCGCUGCCCAACUACAUGCCGCCAGAUGCUCGCAAGCACGCGGCGUGGAUGGGGGGCGCGGUGCUGUCGCGGGUGGCGAUGCACCAGAUGAUCACGCCGAACGAGUACUCUGAAUUCGGGCCCGCGGUCGUGGGGCGCAUCAUAUGA
Messenger RNA from Monoraphidium neglectum, 1239 nucleotides. RefSeq lists its product as hypothetical. Lineage: Eukaryota; Viridiplantae; Chlorophyta; Chlorophyceae; Sphaeropleales; Selenastraceae. The record is from RefSeq and is a predicted model, not a curated record. The coding region runs from base 1 to 1239 and encodes 412 amino acids. The transcript has a single exon. Gene Ontology annotation, cellular component: nucleus.